AUGCGGAUGAAGGUGGCUCUUAAAGUACAUAAGGCGUGGGAAGCGAUCGAGCCAGGCGUAGAAGAUGGAGACAAGAACGACAUGGCCCGAGCAAUUCUGUUCCAAUCCGUACCAGAAACCUUAAUCUUGCAAGUUGGAAAACUUGCGGAGUUAUCAUCGAAGUCGUUAUCUUUGGGAGAAAACAUUGAGGAACUUAGGCUGGUGAAAAAGUUCCUGAAUAGUCUCCGAAGAAAGAAGUACAUACAUAUUAUAGCAGUACUUGAACAGGUUCUUAAUCUCAACACCACAACUUUUGAGGACAUUAUUGGACGUCUAAAAGCCUUUGAAGAAAGAAUCAAAGAUGAAGAGAAGGACGAAGAUCAAAGUAAGCUUUUGUACGCUAAGUAUGAUUCUCAAGACGCACAAGAUACCUAUGGUAGAGGAAGAGGACGCGGUGGUCGCUUUAAUAAUAGAGGAAGAGGUCGUGGUCGAUCGAACAAUCAGCACGAUUGGAAGGAUGGAAGAGACACGAUGAGAGUUGUGUGCUUUCGAUGCGACAAAACUGGCCACUAUGCCUAUAAUUGUCCAGAUCGACUUCUCAAGCUUAAAGAGACACAUGAUAACGACAGUGAGAAUACACGUGAAGCAGAAGAGUUGAUGAUGAAUGAGGUUGUGUAUCUCAAUGAGGAGAAUGUGACGCCAAGUAAGUUUGAGACACACACAUAUGGAGAUAAUGUAUGGUAUCUAGACAAUGGGGCGAGCAACCAUAUGUCAGGGAGAAAAGAAUAUUUUUCAAAUCUUGAUGAAAAGGUCACAUGCAAGAUGAGGUUUGGCGAUGAUUCUCGCAUAGAUACUAAAGGAAAUGGCUCGAUAGUUUUUCUUAACAAGGAUGGCAAGCGGAAAAUAUUGGCGAAUGUCUAUUACAUACCAGAGUUGCGAAAUAAUAUCAUUAGCUUGGGACAAGCUACAUAA
Raphanus sativus (radish) is the source of this 951-nucleotide messenger RNA. RefSeq lists its product as uncharacterized. The coding region runs from base 1 to 951 and encodes 316 amino acids. Lineage: Eukaryota; Viridiplantae; Streptophyta; Magnoliopsida; Brassicales; Brassicaceae. The record is from RefSeq and is a predicted model, not a curated record. Gene Ontology annotation, molecular function: zinc ion binding; nucleic acid binding. The transcript has 2 exons.